Messenger RNA from Astrephomene gubernaculifera, 912 nucleotides. The record is from the annotation of a GenBank genome assembly. NCBI's taxonomy places the organism in Eukaryota, Viridiplantae, Chlorophyta, Chlorophyceae, Chlamydomonadales, Astrephomenaceae.
CAUAGAAGUGAAUGGUUUGCUAGGUAUAAGUUCUGCCAUUAAACCUAUAUAUUAUUGUUGCCAGGUCGCGCGAGAUUACAUCUGGGUUGCGACGCCAACCUGGACUCGCUUCCACCAAUAGGCCGCGGCGCCAUAUCCCAUAACGUGACUUAUACAGCACCAGGAAUGUUGCGCUCAGAAGCAUACCCUCAGUUACCGCCGCUCCCAAAACUCCCAGCAAAGGAGAUGGCUGGGCCUACGCCAUGGUCGAACUGGGCUAUUCCAGGUCGCGUUAUUGCGGGGGCGUAUCCUGCUAGUCUUGAUGACGCGGAGACGGAGAAAAUAUUGACGACGAUGCUGGAGCUUGGCAUUAACACAUUUGUGUGUUUACAAGCCGAGGUUAACAUCAACACUCCAGAGCACGCCUGGAGAGCGGGCCAUGGCCUGCGGCCUUACAUUAAAGAUGCGCAGAAAAUCCUCAGCAAGGCUCACGAGCAAGGCAACCCAAAAAUUACCCAGCAAAAAAUAGACUUCCUGCAUCUGCCCAUUAUCGACGGAAAUGUCACAACCGACUCUGCCAUGAACCGUCUGGCGGAGGACUGCAUGGAGCGGAUCCUGCGCGGCGAGCGGCUGUACAUCCACUGCUGGGGAGGCCACGGCCGUACGGGCACGCUGGUUGCGAUCCUGCUCGGCCGGUUGUACGGCCUGCCGUACACCAAUGCGUUGCGGUACACUCAGGCAUUCCAUGACUCGCGUGUGUACCCCCAGGGCGUGCGCUCACCUCAGACGCCGGUGCAGCGAGCGCAGGUACGCCGCCUGCUGGCCUCGCAGUCCGCCGGCAGCAUCUCCUCCCCCGCAGCGCUGGCAGCCGGGGCGGUACGGGGCGCCGCGGGGGUGCGUGUGCCCAUAUCCAGCAGCAUAGGCGUGGGGGCC